AUGUCUAUACUAGAGAAGAUACGUAAAGCACGAGAAAAUUUGCGAGCUGUUGAAACUACAGUAACAAUGGAAGAUGGUACAGUAGUGAAAGAAAAACGUUCAAGUGGAGGUGAUUUUGUGUGUACAGGUGAUGAGAGAGGUCAAACUGAUAAUAGUGGUAGCGAAAAAGAGGUGCAAGAGCUUGAAGUUACUUUCAAAAAGGAAAGUGGUUUGGACGAUUCACAGAAAGCAUAUUCUACAAGUCAUAUUUCAAAUCGACAGAUGAAAAACCGAUUAUAUCGGCAAGCUUUGGGUUAUAUAGUGGAUUUAAAACCUGAUCUACAGAUGGCGAAUGUGGCGAAAGGAAUUUACCUUGGAAGUCAGGAUGUAGCACACGAUUAUGACAUCCUCAUGGCACAUAAUGUUACACAUAUUAUCAACUGUGCAACUGGUGUAGAGAAUAUUUUUUUGGGUGCAAUUAAAUAUCUUACAUUUGAUGUGCUGGAUUUACCGUGGAGUAAUAUGGAGCAAUAUUUUGAUAAAUGUCAUGAAUUCAUGAAGAAUGCAGUAGAAAAUGGUGGAAAUGUUCUUGUACAUUGUAAUGCUGGUGUCUCUCGAUCACCCACUAUUGUUUUAUCAUACAUAAUGCGAUAUAACAAAAUGACGUUACGUGAAGCUCUGGAACACGUCAAUACAAUUAGAAAAGUUAACCCAAAUCCGGGUUUCAUGCAGCAGUUGAUGAGAUAUGAAAUGAAAUUACAAUCCGAGAAUGAUGUCGGUAAAUAA
Brugia malayi is the source of this 765-nucleotide messenger RNA. RefSeq lists its product as uncharacterized. The transcript is spliced from 5 exons. Gene Ontology annotation, cellular component: cytoplasm. Lineage: Eukaryota; Metazoa; Nematoda; Chromadorea; Rhabditida; Onchocercidae. The coding region runs from base 1 to 765 and encodes 254 amino acids. Gene Ontology annotation, biological process: regulation of MAP kinase activity; protein dephosphorylation. The record is from RefSeq and is a predicted model, not a curated record. Gene Ontology annotation, molecular function: JUN kinase phosphatase activity.